Choloepus didactylus (southern two-toed sloth) is the source of this 1851-nucleotide messenger RNA. It is a transcript of the gene VSX1, whose product is annotated as visual system homeobox 1. Lineage: Eukaryota; Metazoa; Chordata; Mammalia; Pilosa; Megalonychidae. Gene Ontology annotation, molecular function: transcription cis-regulatory region binding; DNA-binding transcription factor activity, RNA polymerase II-specific. The coding region runs from base 1 to 1095 and encodes 364 amino acids. The transcript is spliced from 5 exons. The record is from RefSeq and is a predicted model, not a curated record. Gene Ontology annotation, cellular component: nucleus. Gene Ontology annotation, biological process: regulation of DNA-templated transcription.
AUGACCGGCCGAGACGCGCUUUCCGACGGGCGCGCCUGGAGCACGGCGCUGGUACCCCGCAGCGCCCGCCCUGGCCCACGCCCCCGGGGCUUCGCCAUUAUCGACCUGCUGGGCCUCGAGGCCGAACUGCCGGCACCAGUCGUCCCCCGGCCGGGAUCGGGCUGCGAGGGCCCUGUGGCAGCGCCCUCCCCGGGCCCGGGGCUCGGCGGUUCCUGCCUGGCGCGCGGAACCCUCCCGCUGGGGCUCGGCCUCCUCUGCGGCUUUGGCACGCAGCGGUCCGCGGCCGCUGGAGCGCCCUGCCUGCUCCUAGCCGACGUGCCGUUCCUGCCGCCCGGGGACCCUGAUCCCGCCGCUCCACAGCUCCCAGGCCGCUCGCACCCACCGCCCCCGCUCGACGGCGAGAAGCGCAGCGAGAGCGUCUCGGCGUCGGAUGAGGACAGCCUAUCAGAAGGCAGGAGUGACCUGAAGGUGUCCACUGCCCCAGGCAAGCGGAAGAAGCGGCGACACAGGACUGUUUUCACCGCCCACCAGCUGGAAGAGCUGGAAAAGGCAUUCAGCGAGGCCCACUACCCCGACGUGUACGCCCGGGAAAUGCUGGCCGUGAAAACUGAGCUCCCCGAAGACCGCAUACAGGUCUGGUUCCAGAACCGGAGGGCCAAGUGGAGGAAGCGGGAGAAGUGCUGGGGCCGGAGCAGCGUGAUGGCUGAGUAUGGUCUCUACGGGGCCAUGGUGAGGCACUCCAUUCCGCUCCCGGAGUCCAUUGUCAACUCCGCCAAGGGUGGCCUGGUUGGCUCCUGUGCCCCAUGGCUCCUGGGGAUGCACAAAAAAUCCAUAGAGAUGAUAAGGGACCCAGAAGGCAAAGAAAAGACUUCAGGACUCUGGGUCUCGGACCACCUCCCCAAAGACUCCAGCCCAAGUCAGGCAGGGUCCCAGAUGGGCUCAGACAAAGCAAGUCCCGAGGACAGCCUGGAGUACGUGGCAAUGGAUCUCUCCAGCUCCGCUCGGCAGCAGAGGGCCGGCGCUCAGGGAUGCUCGGACCCCGCGGGACUGGAGGGGCUCCAGGGGCUCCAGCCUGGGAAAGUGGGAGCCUCAUGAGUCCCACCUGCACACGGCGGAAAUGAGCAAAUUUGUCAUGGCAUUUUUCAAAAGACAAAAGUUGUCUAAGACAGAUACUCUCAAUCUGAUUUUCUUCUCCUUUUGGUGUCUGGAUAAAUCUCAAUGCCACUUGCUUUUAAAAGACAAAUUUAGAGAGAAUUCCAUCUCAUUCUAGAAUGGAAAUCAUUCCUUACAGGCUCUUGAAUCGGUUAAAUUGGUGUAAAAUUUUGAUUCUCUUUUGUAGAAUCCGAAGAAGGAGGAUUUAAAGUUCAAACAGCGUUUUGAAUGCUGGACAUUGUUAAGAUUCAGUUCAAUAUAUUGUGUAGGUUCAUAGGUUUAUGUCUGAUGUCCUCACUCUGAAUUUGACAACAUAAAAUUAUUUAACCUCCAGAAGAAUCAGAUAUCUUUAUGAAUAGUGAGGAAUUCCUAAAGCCAUAUGAAUGAUUUAUAGUAUUUUUUAUGCUUUUCACCUUGAACUUGGCUUUGGACAUUUCAACAUUCUUGUUAUGCAAUAGUUUUGUGAUCUCUUUGACUGUCAUUUGAUAGAGCAUAUGUAUGGGAAAUCAUAAAUAAGCUAUAAAUAAAGUCACACUUCCCUCCUCCCCCUUCUGAGGUAGCAUGGGACGAUACUUAAAGAAUUGCUGAAUAUCUGUAAAACAGUGUUUCAAGGAUAGACCAGACUGCCUAGUCUUUAUAUUUAUGACUGAAAGCACUUUAGUGAUUUGGAUUUUAAAAAUGUUUCCUUUGCUGUAUCUU